AUGGAGGUUCUGGUGACGGAUGCCUUUGGCCUUCCUGAUGACUGCCUAGUCUCCAUUCGCUAUGGCACCACCAGGCGCCAAGCUCCUCUGGAGUCCGUCCGGUCCCAGCCUUUCAAGUUCCCCACGCAGUUGGACGAGCUGAGUGAGCCAUUGAAGAUCGAUGUGCUGAAGCCGUUGGUGUCAACUCGUUUGGUGCUUCACCCUCACGAGGAGCAGUACGGCAUAGGCUUCGACCACGAAGAGGAGAUUGCCAUGGGGCUGCACGUCAGGGCCACAACAGGGGCAGAGCCAGGACCCGGGGACGGUGCUUGCUCGGAGUCCAACGGCAAGGACUCGGCAUCCUCCGCCAAGGACUACCUGGAGCAGCGCCUCGGCUGCAGCCUGGAGUAA
Effrenium voratum is the source of this 390-nucleotide messenger RNA. Lineage: Eukaryota; Dinophyceae; Suessiales; Symbiodiniaceae. The record is from the annotation of a GenBank genome assembly.